CGCGCGCGGACUGGAUAUGGAAGUAGCCGGAGCGGGAGUCACUUUAGCGGCCGUAUUUUGAGCCGUUUUCAACCUCUGCGGUGGGACGGUGAUGUACGGGCUCGGGUGAAGUGGAAUCAUUCGACGUGUUUGCUUUCAUCCUUCUAUGUCCGAGUCGCUUUUCCCCGAAUAAGCCGCCAUUUUUUAAAAUCGUGUACAAAAGUCCUUUGGGUUCCUGAACGCGGCGGUUGGUCCGUGUUUUCCCGCCGCCUCCCGAGCUCGCAGGGAGCAGUGGGGAAAACAAACAGGUCGAACGGAGGAAGAGAGGUAGCCGGUUAGAUUUGGAGGUUGUUUAGCGGCGAAUGAAUCGUUUUCAGGUAGUCGGCUUUUGUCGGGUGCUGAAUCAAAGUUCCGUUUCAGUUUUCGGUGCCUUCGAAUGGGGUGCGUUUAGGACGCUGGUCGGAGUUGUCGCCCUCCGAGUAUGUUGCCGCUUUCUAACAUUUUGUCAGGGCUGUUGGAGCGCGUAGUCUACCCGCUGCGGUUUUGUGCUUUUCUCGACGUUGUUUACCGGCUGUAAUUCGACGUUUAAUGAUUUAAAUUCACCGGUUCGCCGGCUCUGAAUCCAGUGAGACACUUUUAGACAUGCAUACGAGGCGUUUGGUGAAGCGGUCGAUCCUCGGCAGCCGCGUUUAUGCGCCGAGUCCGACUGGGGACGGUGCCCCGGUGACAGGAGUGGUCCAGGCUGUCAAGCAGGAAAACAGAGACGUCUCGGCCGCAGGAGCCCGGCGCAGCGUCUACACCGUGCUCAUGCAAGACGGGAGCCUCAAGGAGUUCACCGAGGAGGAGAUAGCCGCGGGGUUCAACCACACUGCAGCCAAAGGACCACUCAAGUCCAGCCUGAAGCAGAGUUCCAGUAACGGAGCUCCAGAGGGCCACAAGGUGGAGGGCGGUUCCCUCAGCCCAGAAGCAGUAGAGGAGCAGCGGUUGGUGGACAGCAAGCGUGUUGGCCGGGACCCUGACACCCGAUCAGUGUCCCUGCUAGAGCAGAAACGCAAAGUGGUCUCCUCCAGCAUUGAUGUCCCUCACGCUAGACGGUCGGAGGAAGAAGUGGACAUGGACAAGGUGACGGCUGCCAUGGUACUAACCAGUCUCUCCACCAGCCCGUUGGUCAGGAGUCCACCUGUCAAAGUCAGCGAGGGUCUAAGUGGUUCGUGGAAGGACAACGGCUCAGCAGGACCCUUCACCCCAUCUAGCAAUAGCUCUUCAGGGGGCUACUGGAGCUGGUCUGCCCCUAGCGACCAGUCCAACCCUUCCACACCUUCGCCACCGCUCUCCGCCGACAUCUUCAAGCCAUUCCGAGUGCCCAGCCUGGGUGGUGUUGGGCCCGGCCCCGCAGGGCCUGAAGACCCCAGUCUGGAUGAACAGGACGGCAGCAGCCUGCUCUUCGAUGAGCCCAUACCUCGCAAGCGCAAGAACUCCAUGAAGGUGAUGUUCAAGUGCCUGUGGAAGAACUGUGGCAAGGUGCUGAGUACUGCUGCUGGCAUCCAGAGACACAUCCGUACCAUCCACCUGGGGCGUAGCUGUGACUCGGACUGCAGUGACGGCGAGGAGGACUUCUACUACACGGAGAUCAAGCUCAACACGGACUCAGUGGCCGAUGGGCUCAGCAGCCUGUCCCCCGUGUCGCCCUCCGUCCUCUCUCCCCCUCCUCCUCCCCCCUCUCCUCUCCCUUCUCUCAAUCAGCUGUCGGACUCCCACAGACCCCUGAAGUCCUCUGACACCAAGGAGCCUCACGCUGGCGGUACCACCCCGCUCAGCCGCUCCGCGCCCAGCGCUCUCUACCUCAUCCACACGGACCAUGCCUACCAGGCCACGGCUCCAGUGUCCAUCCCGUCCAGCAGCAGUAACUCGUCCGGCUCAGCCUCCACCAGUUUCACUCCCACCAACAGCUCCAGCUUUAGCAUCUCCUGGCAGUCGCCUCCCGUCACUUUCACUGGGAACACGGUGUCUCCCAGUAAAAGCCAGGGAUUUGGCGAACAGCGCUCCCAGACCAUCGCUGUCCUCUCCUCCCCUCCCAGAGCCACCACUGCCCUCAGUCGGAAGGUGCGCGGCGAGGGGAAGAAGUGCCGUAAAGUAUACGGGAUGGAGAACCGCGACAUGUGGUGCACUGCCUGCCGCUGGAAAAAGGCCUGCCAGAGAUUCACCGACUGAGCGUUCCCCACCAGCGCAGCGGCACUGCUGUCUUUGCAAGAGGAAGUGGGGAGGGGCAUCAUUUUGCAUGCAUUUGGUUUUCUUCAGCUCAAAAUCUCAACUGUCCCUCAAGCUUCGGCUCCACCCCUGUUCUCGCCCCCCUCAGCUCCCCGAACCAUUCCAGCUGUGGAAGCGCCGAAGGACGGUGGAGUCACCUUUUACAUUGCCGUCCAGGAUUCCCAGUACUGCCUCGCCAUUCCCAUUAAUCCCAGUUUUGGGAAACCCCAGUGCAGCUAAACAGUGUAAAGAAAAAAAUUAAUCUAAAGAUUUCUGUCGUUUUUUAUGUUGGGUUCAGUAUUGCAUCUUUCUAUGUUUUGUAAAGCUCUGGUUUUUAAAAGGAAAGUCUAGUCAAAGAAGGAGUCCAGAAAAAAGGCCAACAGCUUUUUUGUGUGUUUUGUCAAAAGAAAAAAAAAUCACUUUUUUAUCCAAAAGAAAAAUGAGCCUCUUUGCUGCAGUUUUUGAAGAGCGUUAUAUAAAAACAUUGAGGUAAAGCUCGCAGUUUUGGUUCUUCCUUCAACUUGUUCAUCUCUUGUUUGAUUUCUGGACUUUUUGAGGUGAUUUUUUUUUUUUUCUUUUCUUUUUAAUCACUGACAUCACAGCCUCUCCCAGACUCUCACCUAUUCUUCAAUCCUGACAGCCCCGAGGGAAUGUACAGCAGAGCCGGGAAGGGCAGGUUGACAGGUAGAAAGAGAAGGAGGAAGAGAGACACGCAAGGUGAACGAUCAAUGCAAAAAAGACACAAUUUACAGUCGAGGAACGCAGUUGGGCCAUGCCAGUGAUUUACCACGUAAAACCGCAUCAGCAUUCACACAAACAUAUGUAUUUCCAAACAAUCGUAACAGAAGACGGAAACUGUUUUUUAUGUCACUUUUUUAUCCGGUUGAUUCAUUUUCUUUGUUUUAUCAGGGAUGUGAUCUAAAGAAAGCAAAAACCAGCAGCUAAAACUUGGGGUUAUACUUUGAACAGCACUAUCUCAAUAGCUUCUCUUCUUCAUUACACGACUUUGCAACCAAAAACUCCUUCAUCUUGUUCUUUAUGUUUAUGGAUCUUGUUAAGGUGCCACGUUUACUGUCGUUGAUGUAGUUUUUUUUUUUUUUUCAUUUUUGGGGGGGAAAACCAAGACCGUUUACCUACCAACUGUUCAAGAAAGUGUGUUCAAAGACCUUCUUGAGAGCACUGGGAGCAUGAAGUGCGAGGCCAUAUAAAGAUAAACAUCUAUCACCACAUACAGAGAGACAAAGAGUGCCGCCCUCCUCACCCAACUUUCACAGCCCUCAAAGGGAACAAAAUAACUUUGUGUUUACGUACACCACGGAGGUGCAUCUUGAUGACCUGUUAACCAAAGGGGGAGGGCCGAAAAUCAAAAGUGAGGCACUUGCACUGUAUGUGUGUAACGGAGCACUCGGUACCUCUGUUAACACCCGUUGUUACUUUUAGAGAGCUGACACUCUUCAGAUUUUUUUCCACUAUGCUCCCUCUAUUUCCAGCUUAACUGGUUAUCAAAGUAAGUAACAGAAAAAAAAAAAAAGCAGAUAAUGCUUCUCCCGCUUUUUUGAACCAUUAUAUGCUCCAAGAGUUUUGGAGAACUGUGGAAAAAGUUAUUAGCACUUGAUUAUUUGUUGUUUAAAGUUCACUGUACCUUUCAUUCACUUGGCAUCAUGCAAGCAAAGCUUGGGCUUGAGCUUUCAUUAGAGUCCUUGUGAUCGGCACUUAAACUUUGUAAAUGACGAGGUGAAAAGAGGUAAAGAGUGGUGAAGAUUGGUGAAAGUAAUGCCGUUAUCUCCUUUGUCAUUUGAAUGUGUGUUCAUUUGAAAUACGGGCUCCUUGUUGGCUCAAAGGCAGGAAACAAAAUCACAAGGCCAAAUAGUUUACAGAUGUUGACUUUGUCAUCUGAUGCUGCGUUCUACUUUAUUACAAUGUAGUGAAAGUGGUAGUAGUGUCUUGUGUUCCAGCCAAGGCAAAUGCUCCAACCAGCAGGGACAUUGUGAUUUUGUUUAUGCAUUUACUCUCUGCAUUCUAUGAAAUUAGUUUGAAUGCACGCUGAAAUCUUUGUUGGCAUUUCUGUCGCACACAAUCAUGUUAGAUCAGAAUUAUUCAAAACCAACACCAGCUAAUAAACUCACAUGCUCGCCCAUUUUAAAAUUCAGUACUUCUGCACCUGAAAAUCGUAGCUCUGUUAUGUUUGCUCAGCUGUUUCUAUUUUGUCUAUUUUUUCCAGGCUGUUCAUGUAUAUAUGUAGUUCUUGUAUUUUCUCUGAGCUCCAUGUUUAUGACCCAUUACCUCGGUCAUUACAUUUGCCACCUGAUGAACAAGACAGGUUCGAGUAUGAUAUUGCGUGAGGAAAUAAUGUACCGUUCAGCCUGUCAGGCUUCUGUUGUUUUGAAUAUAGGGAUAGCCUUAAAGUCACUCUUAAAAAAAUAACUGUGCUUCUUCUAUGUCAUUGCAUUGAUGUUUCAGUAAGAAGUAUUUAGAUUAUCCCAAAACUGAUUUUCCGUUGUAUUAUGUGGACGUAUUAUUGUUUGAGAAAAGACAAAUCUAUAUAUACGUAAAGAAAAAACGUGGGAAUUUAAAUUCAAAGCAAAAAAAAAAAAGAUGUU
This is a messenger RNA of Xiphias gladius (swordfish), 4826 nucleotides long. RefSeq names its product zinc finger protein 704 (gene znf704). Gene Ontology annotation, biological process: regulation of transcription by RNA polymerase II. The coding region runs from base 622 to 2190 and encodes 522 amino acids. Gene Ontology annotation, molecular function: DNA-binding transcription factor activity; RNA polymerase II cis-regulatory region sequence-specific DNA binding. NCBI's taxonomy places the organism in Eukaryota, Metazoa, Chordata, Actinopteri, Istiophoriformes, Xiphiidae. The record is from RefSeq and is a predicted model, not a curated record. The transcript has 9 exons. Gene Ontology annotation, cellular component: nucleus.